Dermatophagoides farinae (American house dust mite) is the source of this 457-nucleotide messenger RNA. RefSeq lists its product as uncharacterized. The record is from RefSeq and is a predicted model, not a curated record. Lineage: Eukaryota; Metazoa; Arthropoda; Arachnida; Sarcoptiformes; Pyroglyphidae.
UUGCCCAGACAGAAACCACUUUUGUGGUGGUGGUGGUGGUUGCCAAAAACCGGAAUAAAAAAUGUUGUCCAUAGUAAUAUUAUCGAUGAUGCUGAUUAUUGAUCAAAUUGAUUGUGGACGUUAUCCAUAUAAACCUGUUUACGGGCCACCCGUUGAAUGUACAAUGGAACAGAAAGAAGCAUUUGAUUAUUGUGAAAUAAAAGCACUACGAUAUUAUGGUACAAAAAUCGAUGAUUUUUAUAUUAAUUCACUUGGAUUUUGUUGUUUCGUAUGGUAUACAUUACAAUGUGAAAUAGAUGUUGCACGAGGUUGUAACAAUACAUAUGCAAUGGAAUUGAAACAAUCAACAAUCAAUAGAUUUGAAUCAUUUUGUCAUGACCAGCCAUCAUAUGAACAAUAUACAUCAAUAUUUAGAUCUUGUUUUUGGCAUAAAGUUGGUUAUACAUUUACAUUUUAA